Molecule: messenger RNA, 1684 nt
Organism: Pogona vitticeps (central bearded dragon)
Lineage: Eukaryota; Metazoa; Chordata; Lepidosauria; Squamata; Agamidae
Source: RefSeq, a predicted model, not a curated record
UGUCACCUUGGAUACUCCUUGGGUGUCUGAGUGCAGCCAAGUUCUCCUUGGCUUCUUUCCUUCCUGUGAACUCUUUGUUUACUUUAGUUGGUCCUUGCAGGAAGUCAGAGCUAAAAUAGGUGCAGUCAUUGGGAGUGUAAUUGCCAUGUGGAAAGCCCGCAUUCCUGUCUCUCUCCAGGGUGGGGAUAAUUGUGUCUCCCCUUUGGGGCACUGAUGUGCUUCUGCCAGCCAGGCAGGCGACUGAAAGAGAGAGCAACUGGUCCCUCUCCCAAAGUCUGCUUUCUUGGCAGAGAACUUCUCUCCUGCCCAGAAGACUUCCCCAGUAGCCAUGCUGAAGCAAAUCCUCAAAGACAUGUAUGUGGACCCAGAACUCCUGGCAGAGCUCAGCGAGGAGCAGAAGCAGAUUUUGUUCUUCAAGAUGAGGCAGGAGCAGAUCAGAAAGUGGAAGGAAAGAGAAGCAGUGGCAACUCCAUCAAAACUGGCACCGAGGAAAGCCCAUGGAAAAUCUGUGCAGUGGAAGCUUGGAGCAGAUGGUGACGUCUGGGUGUGGGUCAUGGGUGAGCACCCACUUGAUAAGCCGUACAACCUGCUCUGUAGUGAAAUUCUUGCUGAAAGAGUGAGGCAGCAGUCACUUUUGGAAGCAGAGGCAAUAAGAAGUCAUCCAGCAGAAAAAAUUACAGAGCCUCCUGCAACCUUGUCUUCACAUUCUCCAUCCAACACCCAACGUGGGUCAGAAACACAAGGAGAAAGGAAAUCCUCUGGAAUAGCAGAUGAACAGUCUUCUGUGAAUAAAACAAGAAGUAUAGAGGAGAUGCUAGCUGAGUCUAUGAAUCAUCAAUCAAGGAAGUAUGGCUUUCAGCAGAGCAAAGAUCUACUAAUGAAGACGACCGGAAACGAAACCAGUGUGCGAGGAGAAGUGACUGCAAAUGCCACCAAUGAAUCUCUACAGAAAUUGGAGAAUGAAGAUCCUGAUUGGGUGGAAACUUUAGUUUCCCUACCAAAUGUACGGAAGCAGGCGGUCCAAAGAACCAUCUCCAGUUCUACACAGGAAGGCAUUGUGCGGUGGUUCAAGGAGGAACAACUCCAUCUCCGAGCUGGCUUUGAGAAAUCGACAGACAGGAUUGCACCUUGGUUCCAUGGUAUUUUAACAACUAAGAAAGCAGAAGAACUUCUGAGAGGCUUGGUGCCUGGGAGUUUUCUGAUCCGGGUCAGUGAAAAGAUUAGAGGUUAUGUUCUGUCAUAUUUGUCAGCAGAAGGCUGCAAACACUUCCUGAUUGAUGCCUCCGGGGAUUCCUACAGCUUCCUUGGUGUGGACCAGUUGCAGCAUUCAACACUGGCUGACCUGGUGGACUAUCAUAAGGAUGAGCCCAUCACAUCUUUGGGGAAGGAGCUCCUGCGAUACCCUUGUGACCAGCAGGGUGAGGAACCUGAUUAUCUUGAUCUUUUUGAGUGAGGUCUGAUGGCUCCCAUCACCUACCAUAUGGAGGAAUGGGCAGAUGCAGUUUUAUGGAAGCAGAGCCAGCCUCUUUCAUUGCAAAGUUAUGGUGCAAGAUUGUUUGAUAAUGAAUUGACAAGAGAUGGCUGCUCUUAACAGUGAUGAGUCUGAACUGCUAGCAACUGUUGCUCCAAAACCACGAUCAAGACAUAAAUGAACAAAGGAUGCUGAAGGAAACAAACAAAAAAA